AUGAGAUACAGUGCUCCAGUGCCUAAUGGCUUGGGAUCAGCUAUAAUGGAGUCUGGUGAAGAUGUCACUGAUGGUGAUAGAGCUAUGCUGGACAAGCUGGAAAAACCCCUUGAGGUGAAGACUGUAGGUCUUUCUGACAAGAGACUUGCCAUCCUGCAAGGAUGCCCUGGCUUGCCAGGAGAGGAGGGAGCACCCGGUCCCCUUGGCUUAAAAGGGCCAAAGAACUGCAGUGAGCUAUUAAGCAAGGGAGAAUUUCUGAGCAGCUGGUAUACCAUCUACCUGUCCAACUGCCAGCCACUGAGGUGUUUCAAAGAUGAAGAGAAGAGUCUAGAUUUUUAUCACACCUGGAAUGAAUAAAAGAAAGGCUUUUGGAGUCAACAGUCAGGCUUUUGGCUUGGCAGUGAGAACAUUUGCCUCAUCACACAGGAAGGAGUGCAUGAAUUUCAUGUGAACUUGGUGGAUUUUGAUGAUCAAAAAUCCUUUGCUCAUUAGGAGUCUUUCCAGCUCAGAGAUGAGAACUACCAGCUUGUCCCAGGGUCAUUUCUGUCAGGUUCUGCAGGUGACUCUCUGUCUCUUUAUAACAGACACCCUUUUUCCAUCUACAAGAAUAAUGACAGUAGGACUGAAAACUGCGCUGUUACUGUCCCUGGCGCUUGGUGGUAUAUAAAUUGCUAUAGUUCCAGCCUGAAUGGUGGCUACCCACCUGGAGAUUGAAAGGGGCAGAGGUAUGGCUUUGGCUGGGCAUCUGGGAAAGGCCCUGCCUCCUAUAAGUGCACAGAAAUGAAGAUACAUUAA
Messenger RNA from Candoia aspera, 795 nucleotides. It is a transcript of the gene FCN3, whose product is annotated as ficolin 3. Lineage: Eukaryota; Metazoa; Chordata; Lepidosauria; Squamata; Candoiidae. The record is from RefSeq and is a predicted model, not a curated record. Gene Ontology annotation, molecular function: carbohydrate derivative binding; antigen binding; signaling receptor binding. Gene Ontology annotation, biological process: complement activation, lectin pathway.